AUGGCUGUUCGAGCCACCUAUUUCCGCUGCGGCGGCGUCGCCGUCGGGAUCCGCAUAUCGCACAAGAUCGCCGACGGAUUAACUUUCAUCUCGUUCGUCAACACUUGGUCCGCCGUCGCCAUAGGCAACGGCGGCGCCGUUGCGGCUCUCCUGAAGUUCGACGCCGCCGCCUAUUUUCCGCCGCUGGACAUCCUCGGCAGCCACGGACCCACUAUAGGAGUGGUGGAUGAAGAGGUCGCCGCCAGAGUCUUCACGUUCCCGGCGUCGCAGAUCGCCGCUCUCCGGGAAAGGUACACCGGCCCGGGGGGCCACCGUCCAAGCCGGGUGGAGUCGCUGUCGGCUUUUAUAUGGACCCGGUUCACCUCGGCGACGGGCAUUGGAUCCGACCCGGGUAAGAACUGCGUGGUGUAUAAUGCGGUAAAUCUGCGGAGCCGGGCUAAGCCGCCACUGUCCGAAUACCACUUCGGUAACGUGAUCGGGGCUACGAGGCGGGAGGUGGUGGCCGGGGAUGACGGCGUCGAGUUCCUGCGGAAGUUGAGGGAAGCGACGGAGGCGUUAGAUGCCGACUACGUGGCGGGGCUCAAGGAUAGAGAGAUGCAAUUGGAAGUGUUAAUGGAUUUUGCUCGAGUGAAUAAAAUGGAGGUGGAGGUGGCGGCCAGGGAUGGCAGCGUCGAGCUUCUGCGGAAGCUGCAUGAAGCGUCGGAGGCGGUCGACGCCGGCCACGUGGCUAGGAUGAAGAAUAGUGAGGUUUCUUUUUUACGAAACGGAUUUCGGGUGGGGCACACCCGUUUGGGUCGGGUUUCCCUACAAGAAUGGGGUUCAUUUGUCGAAUGA
Messenger RNA from Salvia miltiorrhiza (redroot sage), 834 nucleotides. RefSeq names its product vinorine synthase-like. Bases 1 to 834 code for a protein of 277 amino acids. The record is from RefSeq and is a predicted model, not a curated record. The transcript has 4 exons. NCBI's taxonomy places the organism in Eukaryota, Viridiplantae, Streptophyta, Magnoliopsida, Lamiales, Lamiaceae.